Molecule: messenger RNA, 768 nt
Organism: Copidosoma floridanum
Lineage: Eukaryota; Metazoa; Arthropoda; Insecta; Hymenoptera; Encyrtidae
Product: sorting nexin-24
Molecular function (GO): phosphatidylinositol phosphate binding
Source: RefSeq, a predicted model, not a curated record
CCUACUGGUUCAGUCAAUUUUAAUGACAGUGGUUGAGUGGUAAGAGAGUGGUCAGUGACGUUAGUUGCGUACUUAUAGGUAUUUAGUAAAUUUGCGUGAUGGUAGACUUUUCUCCAAAACAAUAUGUGGUAGGAAUGUUGAAAUAUUCUACAUAUUUUGAACUAUCAUGGGCAUACAGUUUAUAGUUUGUCAAUUGAAUUUGUCCUCCAUGACAAAAAAAGUAGGAUCAAACUUUUAAAAACUUUGAUGGCAUUAGAUGAAUGACAUGUACCAAGUUCUCAUCAGCGGUUAUUAUUUAACAAAUGUGUCGAGUGGAAAACCAUACUAUGUUUACACCAUUGAAUUGUUAGACCUGACUGAUCAAACAAAAUAUAUUAUUGAAAAAAGAUAUAGUGAAUUCAGCAGUCUCCAUAAUGUGCUCAAAAAAAAUUAUCAAACAGCUCCGUUUCCUCCAAAACGUGUGCGAAACUCUAAUCCUAAGGUUUUAGAGCAAAGACGAGUAGCUUUAGAAAUUUAUAUCCAAACAAUGUUGAAAUUCACAAACACAAAACAACAAGUACUCAACUUCUUAGGUGUCGAUGAAGAUACUCAAAAAAAUUACGGUGAAGCAGUUCAUAAUAAUAAGUAUAACGUUUUACCCAGGUCUCUUAGUAAUCAUCCAGUAUUAACGUUCCAGUGUGAUCCUUAUGUAAAUGCAAGUAAUACCACAAAUCUUCCAGAUAUUGUAACAAAUGGGGUAUUACUUGGUAUUUAUAAAUCAUAAAUGAA